Messenger RNA from Eutrema salsugineum, 1939 nucleotides. RefSeq names its product probable arabinosyltransferase ARAD1. Bases 130 to 1650 code for a protein of 506 amino acids. NCBI's taxonomy places the organism in Eukaryota, Viridiplantae, Streptophyta, Magnoliopsida, Brassicales, Brassicaceae. Gene Ontology annotation, molecular function: glycosyltransferase activity. The transcript has 9 exons. The record is from RefSeq and is a predicted model, not a curated record.
UCCCCGAUCUGGCUCGGCCGGGAAAAGUCCCAGUCCCAUCGGUAGCUACUUACCUUCCUCACUCACUCUAAUAAUUCUCCGGGUAACAGACAAAUUUUCCGAUUUUGGAUCGAAGAUUCAGAUCUUUCAAUGCCUGGAAAGCUGCACAAUCGUCAUUCAUCCAGCAGAUGUAACUUGAGAUUCGUAAUUCUCGCCGCCGCCCCCGCCGUCGCCGUCGUCUUUAUUCUGUUCAUCUGCUCCGUGUACUUCUCAUCCGUCAGGCCCUCGGUUACCUAUUCGGUCCAGACGGAGAGGUCCUUCGUCGCUUCCUUGGAGCAUUUUUUGACACAUAAGGCGCCUAAGCUCUCGUCACACGUUAUAGAUGACACGGUGCGUGGUGAGAGUGAUCAUCUAGCUAGGAAGCUCGACGAUUUGGUGUUUGAGAGAGAGAAUCGGCUUUUGAACGAAGAUCCCGUGGGGUUUCCGGUUAAGGUCUACGUUUACAAGAUGCCGAAGAAGUUUACCUACGAUCUUCUUUGGUUGUUUCACAAUACUUACAAAGAGACUUCGAAUCUCACCUCUAAUGGAAGCCCUGUGCAUCGCUUAAUCGAGCAGCAUUCUAUAGAUUACUGGCUCUGGGCUGAACUGAUUGCUCCUGAAUCUGAAAGGCGUUUGAAAAGUGUUGUGAGGGUCCAUAAGCAGCAGGAUGCGGACAUUUUCUAUGUUCCUUUUUUCACUACAAUCAGCUUUUUCUUGUUGGAGAAGCAGCAAUGCAAAGCACUCUAUAGGGAAGCUUUGAAGUGGAUCACUGAUCAGCCUGCAUGGAAAAGAUCUGAGGGAAGGGAUCACGUAUUUCCUAUUCACCAUCCCUGGUCUUUCAAGUCUGUCCGCAAAUUUGUGAAAAACGCAAUCUGGCUUUUGCCAGAUCUGGACUCCACUGGGAACUGGUAUAAGCCCGGGCAAGUUUCGCUGGAGAAAGACCUAAUUCUUCCUUAUGUCCCCAAUGUGGAUCUUUGCGAUGCCAAGUGCCUGUCAGAGAAUUCACCAAAGAGGACCACUCUUCUUUUCUUCCGAGGCCGACUUAAGCGGAACGCUGGAGGGAAAGUGCGUGCCAAACUCGGUGCAGAGUUAAGCAGUGCUAAAGAUGUGAUCAUUACAGAGGGCACUGCUGGAGAUGAAGGGAAAUUGGCUGCUCAAAAGGGCAUGCGCAGAUCGUUGUUUUGUCUGUGUCCUGCUGGUGACACACCAUCCUCUGCGAGGCUGUUUGAUGCCAUCGUCAGUGGAUGCAUACCAGUUGUAGUUAGCGAUGAGUUGGAGUUACCUUUUGAAGGACUGCUUGACUACAGGAAGAUUGCUGUGAUUGUUUCUUCUGGUGAUGCUACCCAGCCUGGGUGGCUUGUGAAUCAUCUGAGAAGCCUUAGUCCCUCCCACAUCAAAGGAUUACAGAAGAAUGUAGCUAAAUACUCGCGGCAUUUCCUAUAUUCCAGCCCUGCUCAGCCUUUAGGUCCAGAGGACUUGACAUGGAGAAUGAUAGCAGGAAAAGUGGUGAGCAUGAAGCUUCACACGAGGAGGUCGCAGCGAAUGGUGAAAGGAAGUAGGAGUAUAUGCAGAUGCGAUUGCUGGCAACCCAAUUCCACAGUCUCCAAUCCUUUGACUCGUGUCUUAUCUUAAAGGCCGAAUUCAAUUUUCCUUAUGUUUGUUUCCCGAUUUGUCCUUUUGAUUUGGGGUUAGGAAAUAAUACUAUAUAUUAUGAGACUUUUUUGUUUACAUAUUGUUGGUUGGACCAAGUUGUUUAAUUUUUUUAGUAUGGGUUCGAAAUAGGAAUAUACGAAUGUUAAUGUCACCGCUAUCUGGCUGGCUGUAUACAUAUAUUUUGUAUUCAUUCGUUCUGUUUACAAAAACACGCGUUAUAUUACGCAGAAAAGAAGGAAAAAAUGUCAUUUUAUAAACGGAAUAUCCC